This is a messenger RNA of Anisakis simplex (herring worm), 818 nucleotides long. The record is from the annotation of a GenBank genome assembly. NCBI's taxonomy places the organism in Eukaryota, Metazoa, Nematoda, Chromadorea, Rhabditida, Anisakidae.
GUGAACGUCUGGCAGCAGCAAUCAACUAUAAUUUCGAUUCGCCCUCAUUCGAGCCACUCGUCUGGAGUGCACGUUUCAAGAGGGGUGUCGAUGAUGACUCUGAAGAGUCAUUCCGUAUUCCGUCGGAUGUGGAAAUACAAAAUGAUACGAUAGAUCAUCAGUACUAUAUAAUGGAGAUAUACACGAACCGAUCGGACAUGAUGAAGGAUUACUAUAUUGAUGUGCCGUCAAUGUUGCAAAAACCGGGUACGGUUGGAAAUGAGAGUCAUCCACUUCUAUCGAACAGCUACAGAAGAGCUGUUGCCGCAAAGAUACAGUUUGAUUUUCCAUUUUAUGGUCACCGUUUGAGGAAUCUAACGAUUGCGACUGGCGGGUUUUGCUAUACGGGUGAUCAGUCGCACAGUUGGCUGGCAGCAACACAGUACAUAGCGCCGUUAAUGGCCAAUUUCGAUACUCAUGGUGAGAACUCAACGAUUAUGUACGCGGAUGAUGGCGAGAAAUUCGUUAUCGAAUGGAGCAAUCUUCAGUUGCGAGAGCAACGCAGUGAUGGCUAUUUCACAUUGCAAGUAUCAUUGCAUAAGAAUGGCGAUAUUUGGUUUGUUUAUAAAGAGAUUCCAAUACCGGUCGAGAAUAUCAGUGAUUCACAUCAUCCGGUGAAGUUGGGCAUGAGUGAUGCGUACUUAUUCCAUCACAGCAUUCAUAAUCCAAUUGCACCGAUGUCACAAACACGUACAUUAAUUUACUUGAUCUUAUUAUCGUCCUCUUCAAUCAUUCGCUUUUUUAUUGUUAUUAUGUUUUUUUCUAUCGUCUUUCUUUAA